Molecule: messenger RNA, 1094 nt
Organism: Dictyostelium purpureum
Lineage: Eukaryota; Evosea; Eumycetozoa; Dictyosteliales; Dictyosteliaceae
Exons: 2
Source: RefSeq, a predicted model, not a curated record
GUGUAAAUUAUUUGCCAUCUCUUUUUUUUAAAGAUACACCUUCAGAAACUCAAGAAAGAACUACCCCAAACAUUAAUCCUUCGAAUAUUGCCUCCAAUGAUAGUAAUAAUAAUACUAAUAAUAACAAUAUUAAUCAUAAUACUAGUAACCAAUCAUUAGAGUCAGAUACAUUAGUAUUAGAAAUUCUAAGAAGGGAUAAAGAACAAACAGAAAGGGAGAAAGCAAAUAAAGCUCUCAGAAAAGAAGUAUUAGAUUUUGAAAGAGAAAUCAGAGAAUCUGAACGUUCAGAAAGACAAAUAAGAGAAAGACAAGAAAGAGAACGUUUAGAAAUUUUAGAAAGAGAAAGAAUAAUAAGAGAGCAACAAGAAUGGGAACGUACCCAAUAUUUAUUAAGAAUUGAAAGAGAGCAUCAAGAAAGGGUACGUCAAGAAACAUUAGAGAGAGAAAGAAUGGAAAGAGAGAGAAUUGAAAGGGAGAGAAUAGAAAGAGAAAGAAUAGAAAGGGAAAGAGUUGCAAGAGAGCAACAAGAAAGGGAACGUGCCCAAACUUUAUUAAGAGAAAGGGUACGUAGGGAAGCAUUAGAAUUAGAAAGAUCACAAAGAGUUGCAAGAGAGCAACAACAAUUGUAUUUGGAAGAAGCCCGUGAAUAUCAUCGUUACCUUAAUUCAUUAAAUGAAAGAUUAGAUGUAUUACUUCAACAAAGGGCAAAUAGAAAAAAUUCAGAAAGAGAACAAAGAAACAGAGAACGUGCCCAAGAACCACAAACACAAGAAGAAAUUCAAAGGGUACGUAGACAACAAUUUGAAACUUUAAGAUUGCAACAGGAAAGAUUACAACAAAUUAGAUUGCAACAAGAAAGUCAACCACAACAAAUGGAACAAGAUGAAAACGAAAACAUCUGCACAGUUUGCUAUAAUCAGGUAGAGGCCAUUAAUAGUGCAUCAAUUGAUUGUGUACAUAAAUUUUGCUUUGCAUGCAUUACUCAAUGGUAUUCUCGUACUAGAUCCUGUCCAACUUGCAGACGACCAAUUUCAAAUAUUAGAAGAGAUAAUCAAAAUGAGGGAUUAACAUAUGAUGCUAUGAACAUAGAUUAA